Neoarthrinium moseri is the source of this 663-nucleotide messenger RNA. RefSeq lists its product as uncharacterized. Gene Ontology annotation, molecular function: hydrolase activity, hydrolyzing O-glycosyl compounds. The record is from RefSeq and is a predicted model, not a curated record. The coding region runs from base 1 to 663 and encodes 220 amino acids. NCBI's taxonomy places the organism in Eukaryota, Fungi, Ascomycota, Sordariomycetes, Amphisphaeriales, Apiosporaceae. Gene Ontology annotation, biological process: xylan catabolic process. The transcript is spliced from 2 exons.
AUGUUGUCAUUUCUACUCGUGACCUUGUGGCUGAUUAGCAGCGUCUGGUCCGCGCCGGGGGACUUCCUUCCCGAGAGUGCCUUGGGUUCCGAUGCUGCGCAGGCGAACUACUACUGGUCCUUCUGGCAGGAGGGUGGUGGGAGCCACAACUGCAACAAUGGCGCCGGAGGUUCCUACACCGCGAAGUGGUCGGGAGGAGGCGGUUUUGUCUGCGGAAAGGGGUGGAGCCCGGGCGGAUCGAGGACAGUCAAGUACAGCGGGACGUACCAUCCCACGGGCCCGGGCUACCUGUCGCUGUACGGGUGGACGCGCAACCCGCUAGUGGAGUACUACAUCGUGGACGCGCACGGGGACCUGACGCCCGGCGAGCCGUGGACGGCCCGGGGCAACUUCACGGCGGACGGCGAGGGCACGUACCUGCUGUACACCAGCACGCGCGUCAACAAGCCCAGCAUCGUCGGCACCGCCACCUUCCAGCAGUUCUGGAGCGUGCGCGCCGACCAGCGCGUCGGCGGCACCAUCACCACGAGCAAGCACUUCGACGCCUGGGCCCGCGCCGGCAUGCGCCUCGGCGCCCACGACUACAUGAUCCUGGCUACCGAGGGCUACACGGCUGCGGGCGGGGGCGGGAGCAGUGGGAAUGCGAGCAUCACGUUGGAGUGA